AACACAUGCUACUUGAGAUAAAUCAUUUUCUUGAGUCUAGAGACUGUUGCCAUGUCCAUCCCGUCUGAAACCCUCCGUCUGCACAAGACCUCCAGGAAUCAUUACCUGUCUCUCCCCUCUGGUGAGGAGUGUCUGGUCACUUAUGUUUUCAUCAAUGAAAGAGGAGAAAACCUAAAAUGUAAAACAAGGACACUGAACCAUGAACCAGCCGGAAUUGAAGAUAUUCCAGAAUGGUAUGCAUCCAUGGGUGUAAAUGGCCGUAGAGCGGAGGUCACUUUGGUCCCAGUCAGAAUGUAUCGAGACCCUUUCACUCUCGACCCUAAUAAACUGGUUCUAUGUGAAGUGGUUGACAACCACCACGUCCCCACAGAGAGUAAUAAGCGUUCACAAUGUGCACAAGUAAUGGAGAAGGUGAAACACUUUGAGGCCUGGUUUGGGAUGGAGCAGGAGUACGUCCUCUUUGAUUUGGAUGGACAGCUCUUUGGUUGGCCUUCUGGGGGAUGCAAGUUUCCUCAAGGGUCCUUGUCUUGUGCUGUGGGACUUAAUAAAGUACGUGGAAGGGACAUCUGUAUCAGUCAUUACAAAGCCUGUCUGUACGCUGGGGUGAAGAUAGAUGGCAGUAAUGCAGAGGGACUACCAGCCCAGUGGGAGUUCCAGGUCGGUCCAUGUGAGGGGACUGAAAUGUCGGAUGAUCUGUGGAUGGCCCGUUAUAUUCUGCACCGUGUGUGUGAAGACUUUGGGGUGGUUGCCUCCUUGGAUGUAAAACCAAUCAAAGAGAAAAAAUGGACAUCAGGCUGUCACAUCAACUUCAGCACCAAGGACAUGAGGGCUGAAGGGGGACUACAGUACAUUGAAGAAGCAGUAAGACAGCUGAGUCUGCGUCACUCUGAACAUCUGCUGGUUUAUGAUCCACAUGGUGGUGCAGACAACAUGCGUCGUCUCACCAGUGGCAUGUGCACCUCCAGUUUCCAUGAGUUCUCCGCAGGAACAGGCUCUCGAAGUGUUAGCGUUCGUAUCCCCGGCCAUGUCAAUUAUAAGAACUGUGGGUACUUAGAGGACCGACGUCCUGCCUCCAACUGUGACCCCUACUCUGUGAUAGAGGCCUUGGUUGAAACCUGUCUUCUGGGAACAUCUGAGGAACAUCACGAUAAUGACAAGAAAACAGUCAACACACCUUGUGCUGUGAUAGCCAACCGUGAUGAGCCAAUGUUUAGGACAGAGCAGUGCAUGUACUGUUCCAAAUCAGGAUAUAAAUGGGAGGAUUACGGAGACAAACAAGCCUGUCAUCAUUCAUUUUACACAGUUGAGGGGUUGUGUGACUCAGACAGCUACAGCAAAGAGUAGCUGAGACCAGUUACACUGGUGCCCUGAUCAAUGCUACUCUACUCAUUGAGGUGGACCUGUCUAAUCCCUGGAAGUCACUGAUGUGCUGUGAGCCUCCAUGAAUUACCUUAUAUUUACAGCCAGUUUGUUUUAACUACAGUGGGUUAACUGAUGAUUAAUGGGUGUCAUGGAACAUUUAGCUACAAUGUCAGGGUUUUUUUGGUGUUAAAAAGGGGUCAAAUCUAUUGAAUAAGCAGAUUAUUUGAGUUCAGGUUGAAAUUUUGGUAAUUCAGUCUAAUAUCACAUUAUGUAGUAUUAUGUCUGUUUUUAUUUUGGGAGGGGCAUAAGUUUUAUGAUUGCCAAUAUGACUUUUGUAAGUUUUCAUACUUUUUUGAUGUCUAGUUUAAUUUCAUGAUUUUGUGAUUAACAUUUUCCACAUUAUAAAAUUUUGGUUUUGGAUGAUGCAGUGAUACAGUCAUUGACAGUAGUAGUAGUUGGUAGAGGGAGUCAGUUGGUGAUGUUCACUCCAAUACCUGCAUUUGGUAGAGGAGAAGCCAGGAGGUAAGUCGGGCAUCUUCGGAAUUUUUUGUCGCGACGUGCCCUUCCGCUGCAGGGAGGUUCAUGCUGCCACUGCAGCCUCCGUUUCCCACAAUGCACGUCAUGACAAAAAAAUUGUGAAGAUGCCCGAGUUACCUCCCAGCUCUGAAUG
Sphaeramia orbicularis (orbiculate cardinalfish) is the source of this 2032-nucleotide messenger RNA. RefSeq names its product glutamine synthetase-like. Bases 52 to 1344 code for a protein of 430 amino acids. The record is from RefSeq and is a predicted model, not a curated record. Gene Ontology annotation, molecular function: glutamine synthetase activity. NCBI's taxonomy places the organism in Eukaryota, Metazoa, Chordata, Actinopteri, Kurtiformes, Apogonidae. Gene Ontology annotation, cellular component: cytoplasm. The transcript has 8 exons.